Messenger RNA from Babesia ovata, 666 nucleotides. RefSeq names its product U2 small nuclear ribonucleoprotein A. NCBI's taxonomy places the organism in Eukaryota, Apicomplexa, Aconoidasida, Piroplasmida, Babesiidae. The transcript is spliced from 4 exons. Gene Ontology annotation, molecular function: U2 snRNA binding; protein binding. The coding region runs from base 1 to 666 and encodes 221 amino acids. Gene Ontology annotation, biological process: mRNA splicing, via spliceosome. The record is from RefSeq and is a predicted model, not a curated record.
AUGGAGCUAAAAUCCGAGCAGAUUGCUCAAGGCAGGCAGUCUCUCAGUCCUGAAGGCGAUCGCACGAUAUCCCUUCGCGAUUUGCGUGUGACAGCCAUCGCCAAUCUCGGUGUGACCAGGGAUGGUUACGAUUGUAUCGAUUUGAGCAACAACGAGAUUCGUAAGCUGGACAAUAUACCGUUGCUGCCGCGUUUGCGAACCCUGGUAGUUGCUGGCAAUCGUAUUAGCAAGAUCUCCGACACGCUCAGUGAUUCUGUGCCUAAUUUAACUUCUUUGGUGCUGGCAGGGAACAACAUCGCACAACUCGCCGACUUGACGCCGCUUUUCAAGUUGACAAAGCUGGAGCGGCUUUCGCUGCUGGAUAAUCCAGUCAUCGCAGUGCCACACUUCACGGAGUACAUGGUGUUCCGUUUGCCUUCCCUGCGCUAUCUGAACUUUUGCAAGAUCGCGCAGAAGGAUCGGCUUGCAGCUGCCGAGUUUUUCCGCACGGAAGAGGGCCUUUCUUUGCUAAGAGAGCAAGGUUACGACCCGUUUGCAUCGCUCGGAGGCGUGAAGGAGCGCGCAGAUGUGCUGGCUAUGAUGGAGAAGACGACUGAUGUCGGCUCUUUGCUGGAGCUCGAGAAGCGGCUGAUGCAGACCGAGUCAGGUGUUCCAUCCGCAAUAUAG